Seminavis robusta is the source of this 1269-nucleotide messenger RNA. NCBI's taxonomy places the organism in Eukaryota, Bacillariophyta, Bacillariophyceae, Naviculales, Naviculaceae. The record is from the annotation of a GenBank genome assembly.
AUGGUAAGCACCCGCAGCCGCAAAGCAAAGGCAAGCGCCGCUCCCAAACCUCCCGUAAAGAGAAAUGACAGCUUUUUGUCGGCCUCCGACGACGAUGAUGACGCCAAGGAGGAGAGCUUUGAAAUGGCAACCAAUGACGCGAGUGACAGUGAUGAGGAUUUGGAAAUUGCAGGCAACGAUGAUAGUUCGGAUGAUGAACCUUUGAAAAGACUAACAGUGACAAAGAAGACUCGCGGUGCUGCUAUUCGAACAAGCACUCGAAAGUCUCCAGCAAAGAAAAAGACAGCUGCUGCUUCGCGCAAGCAAUCACCCAAAACAGCGGCAAAAGCCAAAGGCAAAUCUCUUGAUAACAAGAAGAAGACGACAAAGCAGUUGCGAAAGUCCGUUAGUUUCAACACAUCUGAUGACGACGACGAGGAUGAUGAUGGAGAUGACAGCGACGCUUCCUUGGACAUUGGAAAGAGACUCCAUGUCAUCAAAAUUCAACAACAAACUGAGAAGAGCGGAGGAACCUCAUCGUCUGGCGAGGAAGAAGCCACUGACGAGAGCAGUGACGAUGAUUCCGUCGUCCAAGCUUCGUCACCUUCCAAACGCCCCGCCAGAUCUUCCCGGUUCAAGCAGAGAUUGGCUCAGAAAAACAAGAAAUCCAGGCUCCAAAAAGAAGCCAAGCGGGCUACUGGCUGCGAGUCGGAGGAGGAAGACUCGGGAUCCGAAGUGGAGAUCGUCAUGCCAUAUUCGAGCCACAGAAACCCUGUUCUUCGCCAAUCCUUGGAUGGUGAUUCCUCGGAUGAAGAGCAAGUGGUCAAGGUGCCCAAGAGUAAAAAGGCAACCGAGUUUGCCAAGGCCAUGGCAAAGCUUCAGUCAGCACAAGCUUAUCAUGCCGAAGAUGUCGAUGUGUCACAGGAAAUGGAGGCCGAAAACGUGGACGACAGCAAUGACGAAGAUGUGAUUUGCCUGGAUGACCCUCCGCCACCAAAGUCUCAUCAGGGCCACACGGAGGAGACAGCCACCACUAAGAAAGAUUUGGGCAACGCAAUUGCUGUGAAACUGAGGACCAACGAAGGCGGUAAAGUCAAAGAACAAAUGUUCAAAAUCAGAAUGCAAGAACCCAUGAGCGUCCUCGUGGAUAAAUACAAAACCAAAAACAAUCUGACACAGACAGCCAAGGUCAGCUUCCACUUUGACGGAGAACAAAUGAAUCCCAAUUCCACUCCUGCUUCCUUUGACAUGGAAGACGAUGAGUUGAUUGAUGUCGUCCUCAAAAACUGA